GUCUCCCUUGUUGGCGCCCCCUAUCGGCUCGCAGUGAUUUUCUAUUAUACCGGCGGAGACAGCGGGGAGUGGGCAGGCUCUCUCCGUGGGUUUUAGCGGAGGCGACGUCACCAGCCUGCGCUGUCCGGCCGUGUUUAGGAGCGCAGUGCGCCUGUGUUGAUCGAUAUUAGCGAUAUAAUCGAUAUUAGCGCGGUAAUCGAUCGUUUCCCGAGUGUACCGCCUGCCCCGUGAUGUCCUCCAAAGGGAAGAAGAAGGCGGUGAGUCAGGAGGAGCUGCGGCGGCUGAUGAAAGAGAAGCAGCGCGCGGCUGAGCGGCAGCGGCGCGUGCAGUCCCCCUUCGCCAAGUACACGAGCGCGGGCCGGCUGAUGUGCACGCUCUGCGGGGAGCAAGUGAAGAGCGAGGCGGUGUGGCAGGCUCACGUGCUGGGCAGGGGGCACAAGGAGAGGGUGGGGAGGCUGAAGGAGGGGCAGGGGGCGGGGCCUGUGGCGUCUUCCUCUUCAGGUAAGAGGAAGGUGGGGGAGGAUGAUGAGGAGGAGGAAGAUGGAGGAAUGAAGAAAGCAGGAAGAGAUGCUGUGCUGAAGGUGGAAAAGAGGAAAAGAGAGGGGGAGGUGGAGAAAGAGGAAGAGGAGAAGAAUGGAGGGGGCAAAAAGGCCAAGACUGGGGGUCUUCCUGCUGAUUUCUUUCAAAGCAAAUCAAAAAUCAAAGUUUCAGCAGGUCUUGGGCUUCUGGCUGGGCAGUAUGGUGAUGAUGAUGAAGAUGAGGAAGAGGACAAUAAUGAAACAAAUAAGAAGGAUGAGCAAGUAAAGCAUCCUAAAGGUACAGAGGCCAAGACAUCCAGUGGUGGUGCCUCAAAACCUCCAGCUGCUCCAGAUGCUUCUUCAGAUGUUUCAGGCCUCCCUGCAGACUUCUUCGAGUCCACCGCCUUGCCCACAGACGAGCCAGAUGAAGCAGACAAGACAGCCAAUCCUGAGCCAAAUCCACAGCUUCCCGAGGGCUUCUUCGAUGACCCCGUGAAGGAUGCCCGCGUCCGCAAUGUGGACACCCCACGGGAGCAGAUGGACCGCGAGUGGGAGGAGUUCCAGAAGGAGAUGCGCAUGGUCAACACUGCUUCAGACGCCAUCGUGGCCGAGGACGAUGAGGAGGGUCGCAUCGAGAGGCAGAUCGAUGAGAUCGAUGAGCAGAUCGAGUGCUUCCGCAGGGUCGAGAUCCUGAGGGCCAAGCAGGAGGCCGUGCAGAGCAGGAAUGCCCAGCAGAAAGACGAUGACGAGGAGAAAGAUGAAGAUGAGGAUGAUGAUGAUGAGGAAGACGAUGAGAAGCUGCUACAUGUGCUGUCUAGAGACUGGAGAGCCAAGGGAGCACUGGCGUAGGUCCUGCUACUUCAUUUAAGCUCCUGACUCCCGGACACCUGAAGCAACAUCUAUCUGGACACAUCUGGAUGAUGUGACUAGACUAAAGCAGUAGAGAUGUUCGCAUCCUGCUCAAAAACAGCUUGAUCUCAGACAAAGCAGGUGUUUGAGCAGACGAGCCACUGAACUGGCAACAGUGAUGGGGAUGACAUGGGGUUGGGACACCCCUGAUCUACCUACAGUGUGGACCUUUGCGUACACUGAGAUGUUUCAUUGUUUUUGUGUAAAAAUCCUAAAAUAUUUGUCACUGGGUUCUAUUUUCUUACUGUUCUCCAUUAAAUAUUAAAUAAGUUUAACAACA
Astyanax mexicanus (Mexican tetra) is the source of this 1707-nucleotide messenger RNA. RefSeq names its product zinc finger protein 830 (gene znf830). The coding region runs from base 231 to 1367 and encodes 378 amino acids. Gene Ontology annotation, biological process: mitotic DNA replication checkpoint signaling; mitotic DNA damage checkpoint signaling; nuclear DNA replication. Gene Ontology annotation, cellular component: spliceosomal complex; nucleus. The record is from RefSeq and is a predicted model, not a curated record. Lineage: Eukaryota; Metazoa; Chordata; Actinopteri; Characiformes; Acestrorhamphidae. The transcript has 2 exons. Gene Ontology annotation, molecular function: zinc ion binding; nucleic acid binding.